UAACCAACCCCCUCCUCACAUAGACUAAAACAAAACGUGUCAGACUUAAUAAGCCAAUCAGUCUCACCACCACCGGUCAACAACACCCCAGAGGCCCACCUUGACCACCACCACCACCACAAAACAACAACAACAACAUCGACAACACCAUCAAUCAGAAAAUAGAAAGUUAACAAAACAUGAAUAUCUUUCGAUUGAUCGGUGAUCUAUCCCAUCUGGCCUCGAUCUUCAUCCUCAUUCAAAAGAUCAUCAAAUCUAGAUCAGCCAGAGGAAUCAGCUUCAAGACUCAAGUACUCUACGUGGUGGUAUUCUUGACGAGAUAUGUUGACCUUGUCACCGGUCCUUUCAUCUCUAUCUACAAUACGGCGAUGAAACUGUUCUUCAUUGCAUCCUCAGCUUACAUAGUUUACCUGAUGCAUUUCAAGUAUAAACCAACUCAAGACCCGGCAAUCGACACAUUCAAAGUAGAAUACCUACUAGGACCAUGCGCAUUAUUAGCAUUAGUAUUCAACUAUAAAUUUACGGUAGUCGAAGUACUUUGGGCAUUCAGUAUCUACUUGGAAGCAGUCGCCGUUUUCCCCCAAUUGUUCAUGCUCCACAGGACUGGUGAAGCCGAGACGAUCACUACACAUUACCUAUUUGCCCUUGGCCUCUACCGAGCAAUGUAUAUCCCCAACUGGAUCCUCAGGUACACAACCGAAAACACCCUUGAUCCGAUUGCGAUUUUUGCCGGAAUCGUUCAAACUGGACUUUAUGCAGACUUUUUCUACAUUUACUUCACAAGAGUAAUGAGGGGUCAGAAAUUUGAAUUACCAGCAUAAAUUUUAGAAAAAAACCAAAAUGAUGAUGGUGAUGAUGAUAAUCAACAGAAAUACAGGAUCAUUCUCAAUCACAUCCUACUACCUACUUUCUUGUUACCCUGUUUUUCUCUUUCUUUCUUUCCUUCUUCCUUUUUCUUCGUUUUCCAAUUUUCCUUCAACCAAGAAACAAACAAAAAAAGUAACAAGCAUAACCAAUAUAAAACACAUUGAGUCAUUGCUUGAUCAAGAUCAAUCUCAUCUUGGAUUCACAGCUAGGAUGACCACAGAUUUUUAAUUAACUACAGAAACCAAAACAUCCCUUCCCAUUUAUAUGUAUGUUUAUAAUUGGUAUAUCACUUUGAGAGUCCAGAAGAGGUUGUCAGUUUCCUGGAGUAUUUUGUUGCCCUCUGUUAAGAUUUCUGUUUGAGCUAUUGAUAUAUUUCUACUUUGCUGUCUGAGCAUUGGUUUUCUCCUUUUUGUUUUGUUUUGCUUCUGUUCUUUGUUAAAUUGCUUUAUAAAAGAAGAUGAAAAGAUGCUUGGAUUGUGCUUACUACUUGGAAGCUUAUCUCCUCAAGUAAAUCUUUCAGUUCCCAUCUUGGAUUUUGGUUUCUGUCCUACUCUUGCAGACAACUGAUUUCUGAGGUUCAGUUUCCUUUUUU
Puccinia graminis f. sp. tritici CRL 75-36-700-3 is the source of this 1459-nucleotide messenger RNA. RefSeq names its product ER lumen protein retaining receptor. NCBI's taxonomy places the organism in Eukaryota, Fungi, Basidiomycota, Pucciniomycetes, Pucciniales, Pucciniaceae. The coding region runs from base 180 to 821 and encodes 213 amino acids. Gene Ontology annotation, cellular component: membrane; cis-Golgi network; endoplasmic reticulum. Gene Ontology annotation, biological process: endoplasmic reticulum to Golgi vesicle-mediated transport; protein retention in ER lumen. The record is from RefSeq and is a predicted model, not a curated record. Gene Ontology annotation, molecular function: ER lumen protein retrieval receptor activity. The transcript has 5 exons.